This is a messenger RNA of Mizuhopecten yessoensis (Yesso scallop), 779 nucleotides long. RefSeq names its product 60S ribosomal protein L10a-2-like. Gene Ontology annotation, cellular component: large ribosomal subunit. The transcript is spliced from 5 exons. The record is from RefSeq and is a predicted model, not a curated record. Gene Ontology annotation, biological process: translation. Gene Ontology annotation, molecular function: structural constituent of ribosome; RNA binding. Bases 91 to 741 code for a protein of 216 amino acids. NCBI's taxonomy places the organism in Eukaryota, Metazoa, Mollusca, Bivalvia, Pectinida, Pectinidae.
UGGCUGCCGAAUAGAGAGAGAGGAAGUCUCGUCUUAAACGUGAACUCCCGUUACCUCGAAGUUCCUUUCCGGUUGGUGCUCCAAGCAAUCAUGAGCAAGAUUUCAAGGGACAACCUGUACGAGGCCAUCACUGGGGUCCUCACUGCCUCACAGGAAAAGAAGAGGAAGUUCACCCAGUCUGUUGAGCUUCAGAUUGUUUUGAAGAACUAUGAUCCUCAAAAGGACAAGCGUUUCUCUGGAACCGUCAAACUGAGACAUGUGCCCCGUCCAAAGAUGAGGGUCUGUGUUCUCGGAGACCAGGUUCAUUGUGACCAGGCUAAUGCUAACAAUAUUCCCUGCAUGGACGCAGACACUUUGAAGAAACUGAACAAGGACAAGAAACUAGUGAAAAAGCUGGCCAAGAAGUAUGAUGCUUUCCUUGCGUCCGACUCUCUGAUCAAGACCAUUCCCAGGAUCCUUGGACCAGGCUUGAACAGAGCAGGAAAAUUUCCCUCCCAGGUCACGCACAACGAGUCACUGGUGUCCAAAAUUGAGGAAACUAAGGCAACCAUCAAAUUCCAGUUGAAAAAGGUAUUGUGUUUGGCUGUAUGCGUGGGACAUGUGGAAAUGGGUGCUGAUGAGCUGUAUUCCAACAUCACACUGUCCAUCAACUUCCUGAUAUCUCUGUUGAAGAAGAACUGGCAGAAUGUCCGUGCUCUCUACAUCAAGGGAUCCAUGACACCAUCCCAGAGAAUUUACUAAACAGACUUGUCCCAAUAAAGUAACUACUGUGAUGGCAA